AUGCAGGAAUUGAUGAUACAGCAAAAGAAGGCUGACAUGGAACUACAAAUGGAAAUCAAUGCUGCGGAAGCAGCGAGGCAAAUAUACGAAGAAGAAGGUUCAGAAACAAAUCAGCAAAUGCAAGAUCUAAACCCUCCUCAACUAGUCGGAAACUCAUAUGAGACUCCACAUCAGUCAGUUCCAUAUGCUAUUGAAAGAGAACCAGAACUCACCAGCAGUAGCAAUCCAAUGUUUUGGCGGCUAGCCGAGAAACCACCAGCUCAAAUAUUUCAACCCUUCGACCUAGAUGCUCCACAAUGGAGAACGCAACCAUCAAUGCAGCAGAAUGCAAUGGAGCUAUUAGCAUCAAAGAUGAUGGAAGCUCAGGAUCGACAAAGUAAUGCUCUGCUAAAAACUGUACAGCAACAACAAAGUAGUGUGACAGCUCUCACACUACCAAACCCAUCGAUGAAGGUUUACAGUGGUAACCCAGUCGAUUACUGUGAGUUUGUCACAGCAUUCCGACAUUUAGUCGAAAAUAAAACGACUAAUCAAAGUGCAAGAUUGCAUUAUCUAAUUCAAUACACUUCGGGUACAGUUCAAGAACUGAUGCGAAGUUGCUUAUCUAUGAGUGAUGAAAGAGGGUAUCUAGAAGCUCGACGUCUACUGCAAGAAAGGUAUGGUCAACCACACAAGGUAGCUGCCGCCCAUCUACAACGCCUGCUGGAUUGGCCAAUAAUUAAACCUGAAGAUGGCCCAGCACUGCAAAGAUUUUCUACACAAUUAACUAGCUGCACCAACACCCUAGAAGAAAUUGGAUAUCUUGGGAAACUGGAUAACCCAGAGAAUCUUCGGAAAAUUAUUGAACGUCUUCCGUACCGACUAAGAGUGAAAUGGCGAGAGAUAGUGGAUACCAUAAUCGAAAGGGAAAAGAGAGACGUUACAAUAAAAGACAUCACAAAGUUGGUCACAGAUAAGGCGAGGUUGGCAACUCAUCCAGUCUUUGGAAAAUUAAGUGAUCCAAUACCAAAAUCAACAACUAAUGUCUCAAGGCCUAAACAACCGAGUCACAAACAAAGCCAUAGUUAUGCUAUCCAAGGGCAAUCCGAUAAUGAGAAACUUAAGUGUGUUUUACGUGGUGAAGAGCAUUGGUUAUCAAGAUGCGAGGCUUUUAAACGAAUGACGCUCAACGAAAGAUGGAAAAUUGUCAAGGAGAAAAAGAUCUGCAACAACUGUUUAACCAUUGGCCAUUUUGUACGAUUAUGUCCAAAGGAAAGCUUUUGUAAAAUAGAUGGAUGCAAGACCAAACAUUCAACAUUUCUGCACCCGAAAGAACAACAGGCAAACAGUGCUGGCAUCAUUGUCCAUAAAGAACCCAAACAUCAACCACAUAAAGAGAUCACAGAUGUGAAUAAAGUCAGCAUGACGGCAACACGAAACACUUCAGCUGUUACUGGACUUGCUGCACUACCGGUACGAGUUAAGGCUGCAGGAAGUUCCAGAGUAGUAGAAACAUAUGCCUUUCUCGACAAUGGGUCGAAUACUACCUUCUGCACCAACAGUCUGCUAAAGCAACUUGGAGUAAAGACCGACAAGAUAAACUUGUCAUCAACAACAAUCAAUGGAGUCAAUCGACCAGUCAAGUGUGAACUUGCAAGUUUGGAAAUCUUCGACCUAGAUCAUCAAAAUUCAGUGAAGUUACCAACUGUCUACUCAAUACAAUCUCUACCAAUUUCAAUGAAUACAGUUGCUACUUCUGAAGAUGUUAAUCGAUGGCCUCACUUGAAUGGAAUUGAAGUACAGAAAAUCAAUGCAGACAUUGGUAUUCUCAUAGGAAGUGAUGUGCCAGAAUUGCUAUAG
Messenger RNA from Anneissia japonica, 1839 nucleotides. RefSeq lists its product as uncharacterized. The record is from RefSeq and is a predicted model, not a curated record. The coding region runs from base 1 to 1839 and encodes 612 amino acids. Lineage: Eukaryota; Metazoa; Echinodermata; Crinoidea; Comatulida; Comatulidae. The transcript has a single exon.